UUGUGGUGAGGAUCUCUGCCAAUAGAUGGCCCCGCGCUGUCAGUCUUUUCACACACCAAGUGGCGUGAGGAUGUGUGCGCGGCGUUCCCUACAAUAUCUUUGAAUAUCAAUGAUGCGGGCGGCGGGUUCCCCCCGGCCAGGUGCUCUUGGCGUGAGGGAUGCGCUCCGACCCCCGCCCGGGCAAACCGCCUGACACCCCCGUCGCAGCCCCACACCGGCCCUCCUCGCCGCCACCGCCGCUUCUCCUCACGCAGCAGAGCACCGCUGGCGCCAUCACCACCACCAUCACCAUCACCACCACCACCACCACCACCACCCCCACGAUGAUUUCUUUAAGUAUGUGAUACCAAAUCUGAAUCAAUGAUAAGUGAAAAUCCAUGGAACUGAAGAAAAAUUACAACGUCAGCAGCUUGAAGGACAACGUAAAGCUUCAACACAUAGCUUCAUCGAUUAUAUGCGUUUUAAACGUUAUAUAUUAUUGUAUGUAAGGCACAAAUGUUUCGUUGCGAGUAGCGAAAGUUGUAGAUCUGUCUUUUGCUCACUUUUCAAAGGCAAGAGUUAUGGCUGAAGUCACCUGGGUCUCCAGAUGCUUGCGGGUGUUUGCCAGCCUGUCGCAGGUUGUGUCGUGACCUCACGUCAGGUACCCCACUGGCUCAUCGUCACGUGGUUGCUCCUCUGACAGUCGUAAAUAUCGUUAAGUCAACACAAAGCAAGGGUUUAGUGAAGUAAGUUUUAAAGCAGGACACUGCCAAAGAAUAGACGAGAAGUCAUCGCAAGUAAGGAGGAAAAGUCCCCUAAAGACCCAAGAAUCACGAGUGCACUGAAGACACCGCUGUGGUACUCAAGUGAAGGCCGCUCAGUGUCGCGCGCACAGAAAUGAUGGCACAAAGGAAAUGCAGCAAAAUACACAGUAAAUUAUUAUUGAUGUCCUGAGCCAGUGAGUAAAGAAGAUACAAAGAGACACGGGAAUAAGAAGAACUCGAAAACCGGAGGGACGGAGGAGGAGGAGGAGGGGAAGGCGGAGUACGGGAGACGUACAUCAUGGGAGAGCUUCAGGCGACUAUCGAACUGGCACUUCACAUCCACAAGUUCUACAACGUCGACCUGUUCCAGCGUGGGUACUACCAGCUUCGUUCAUACGUCAGAUCAUCACCCAAACUCCCUGCCAAGAUAGAAAUAAGUCAACCACGCAGCUCCAGUGGUGCUGGGCUGGUGUUCCCUGCAUGUGUGGUGAAUGGUGCAGCAGUCAGUAAGACCUUCCAGAUCCUGUACCGCAACGAGGAGGUUCACCUCGACGACCACGUCCUCUUCAAACUGCACCUCAUUGUUGAUGCUCACAAGGUACAAGAAAUAAUUUUUCUCUCGCUAUUUUUAACACAAGUGGAGCUUAUUUUUGUGUCCAAUAUAAAAUUUAUCAUUCACAGUGGAGGUCGCAGUGGCAAAUCUUGGAGCUCACCUCGUCUCAGCGCCCGCACACAGCAGUCCAACAUGGAGACUAUCUUUUUUGGCACCAUUAAUAACACCAUCAAGUGUGGUGGUGGCGGAGGCAGCAGCAGUGCUUCAUGGAGGUUAGCCCAGGCCCGUGCCACUCACCGCACCAUCUGCACCCUUCUGCUGGCUGCUCACACUGCCCUUGCUGCCCAGCUAGAGACUAUCAUGGCUGUUCUUCCUCCAUGGGUGGCUAGUGCAGGCAAUGCAGGGGCAGCCUCCACAGCUCCUUCUACCCCUCAGCCCACACGCCUCAAAGUGGAUAAUUUGUCUGAAGUGGCCAAGGAGUGUUACUUUGCCCUCAUUGGAGGACAAACACCUCGCUUUGAUCGCCGCCACGCUGAAAGGACAAGGACGGUUGACUGUGAAGAAGAUUUCCUUGUUGUGGCCAACAGUGACAUUGCACAGCUGUGUGCUGAAAACAUCCUCUUAUGGCAGCAUUUCCUCACGGUGGUGAUGAAUUCAGAUGCUGUGAGGCAACACCUGGCCAAGCAGCAUCACGUUCAGCGGGUGAAGAGAUUUGCAGAAGCAUUUUUUGUCAUUGAUAACCCCCGGCCAUCUGCCAGCGGGUGCUAUGACAGCAAUUAUCAGAAUUACGUGUUGGUUUCGGAAGCUGUGAGGCGCUCCCGCUACUUCAACCUGCUGCCGCCGCUGGCUAUAGAGUGCACAGAGAUGGAUGGGGACGCAUCAACACUUCCUGUGAUCUUUGAAGAUCAAUAUCAACACGUUGCUGAGUUUGCCCGUAGAAGAUCCAUUGUUAGCCGUAAGUCAGAAAAUUAUCUCAGUGCAACAGAUAUUCAGAUUGCUGUGGACCAAUUGGAUGGAGAGAAUGUCAAGAGAGAAGUCAUUCCACCAGAUGUGACUCGACCAGAGCCACAGACUCGCAAUGGCAUCAAACCUUUGGCAGCUGAAUCUCAUGUUACAGUCUUAUCGCAGUUGGAGUCUAAGCCAACUCAUAAUCAUGACUCAAAGUCACUUUCAAGCCAAGAGAACAAGUCUCUUGCCAGCACUGUCUUUGAUUCCAAGGCAGCCAGUACCAGUGGCUAUGAGUCAAGAGGAACUAGUAAUACAGAAGGAAAAGCUUCAAAACUUGCUGCCAAAAAUAUGAAAUCACCAUCACUAGGUGUAAAGCCCUCAAUUCAGAAUUAUGUCAUAGAGAAAGAUCCUAAAGGGACACUGAAGAAAGGGAAAGGAGGGGAGGGGAGGUCACGCAGCAAUGAUUCACGGGUAUCAUCAGUACACAGUGGUGGUAGUGGUAGUAGUAAACACACUUUAGGCAGUGGCUCAGAAAGUGAUGAAAAAACUCUUGGUUCUAAGACUUCUAAAGGCUCGAAAAGUUCCAAGGCCUCAGAAGCCUCUGCUAAUAAGGAAGAAACUGAGGUAGAAGACAAACCACCACUGCCACCUCGCACAGACAAGAUGCCUAAGGACUUCAAGCCUCCAAUACCCCCUAAGACGCACAAGCUUCCAAUGCCUAGAAAUAGUUUGAAGGAAAAGUUGAAAAACAAUUUGAAACUAGAAUUACGGUUACCUGCAAGUCAGGGUUCAGCAUAUAAGCGAGCAAAAUAUAAAUUAAAGUUGAUACAAAGAGCACAGCAGCUCAGGUCAAACUCCUCCAGCCAUCACAAAAGCAAAAGGGCACAAGCAAAUGCCAUCGCUGAGAAUGUGGUGCUCCUCAAGUACCGUAAACUAGAGCCUUCACUCAGCAUGCCCUACAACCUUGGGGCUCACACCCCAGGAAGCAGCGGUGGUGGGGACCAAGUCAUGCGGCACUCACAAAGCACACUAUCCAUGCCUUCUUUCCUGUGGGAGGUGGCCACUGCUUCUUCACCAGGUAUCACCGAGUCUAUGCCAGAUCUCCUGGCAACAGAUUCAGAAUCUUCAUCUGAAAUAAAUGCCAAAGGUUCUGUAGCUCCUCCACCCCGGCCUGCACGUCUUGAUCGUAACCCACCUAUUCUCUCCAAUGUUGAGGUUGGGCUUGUGUCUGCCUCUGACUCUACAUUGUUACAAAUUGGUGGUGAAAAAGUAAACCAGAAGCAAUUGAAUAAAAAAGUUACUUCACCUGUGAAAAAGACACCUGACAAUCCUAAGCCUUUAAUCCUUCACCAAGAUUCAUCCUCAAACAGUGACAUAACUUCUGAGCAGAGUGGGUGGGUCUCCAACUCCAGUCGACAGAGUUCAGGUUCCUCAAGUGGUCAGAUUAGUCCUGAUCUGGAUAUAAAACAGUAUCCCAUCAAGGACUUACUUUCUGCAACCUCUACUGUACAAUUUAAAGCCAAUGGAGCUCUUAGUAAUGGUUCAAAUUCCAAUGGAACAAAAAGUAACACUCUCAAGUCUAGUGGAUCUAAAGCUAACUCCUCCAAAAGCAACAGGAACAAAAACAAUGGAGCAAAAGUCAAUGGCCCUCAGAUGCCAAAAACUUCAAUGAGUGAAGUUGCCAGUAAAACUUUACCAGGGGUCAAGUACAAAAACAAGCCUGGGUCAAGGAGCCCAGCCAAUCAUAGAGUUAGUAGGUCUGAAGCUCGUGCACAAGGUCAUAAAGGGAUUGGGAAAGAGACUACUCAGAGAUCUGCUUCCAAUGACCAGCUUCAGAUAAAACAAAGAAAAAGUCCUCACAGAAAAGAGGUUAAAAAGUCUCAGUCUUUACAAAAAGUUAACAAUACCAAUAGAGGUGAUCCCCAUGUGUAUGAAGAAGUGCCCCUUCCUCCACCUCCAAAAGAGUUCCAAGACCCCUUGCCUGGUCUGAGAGAUGCUUUGAGGAGAGAAGGAUAUGCCACCACUGGCAGGAUACCUCGGGAAGAUAGGGGAACUAAGCAUGUCAUCACUGGCUACAAAGACAGACCAAGAAGUGAAAGUCCAAAGACUGAGACUGGAAGAGGGCAGCGUGAUGAUGGGUACAAGAGUGAACGUAGUCAUGCAAGCUCUCAUGCAGUAACUCCUAGCAGACAUAGUGGAGAGUUUGAAUUGGAGGACAUGGCCAACGUGUAUGAGAGUGUUAGUGAGGUCCUUAAUGAUGUCAAAAGGACUUCCAGAAAAGCUGGCCAUGGGCAUGAUAAAUUUAAUUCUCUGCCAUCAAUGAGAAGGAGACACCAGUCUUCUGGUCCUGGACGGCCAGAGAAGAGGGGACCAAGCAGAAAGAUGGCAGGUACUCCUGAUCGCUUAUCAGAACCAACACCCACUAAGAUGAGCCAGCAUCACAUUAAUGGCACUGAGCGAGUUCGCACUCAGUCAGCUCCACCACCCAAUCUUGAGAAGAGCGAUUCCUUGAAAGAAACCUCCAGCCCUCGGGAUAAAGAGAUAAAACCUCUAAGGAGAUUAGAACCUUUAUCAUCAAAAUCUGACCCACUGGCACAACUGGCAGACAGCAAAUGUACUCUGCUUGAACUCUUUCUGGAGCAGCAGGGUGCCAGUGUCUGGGCUCACCGGGAGGCCCAGCGAGAGUUGCUCAAAGCUGCACAAAUGGCUGCCAAAAAAGAAGCACUAAACAAUGAGGCAAGACUCCUACAGGAGGCUGCAAGGAAGAGUGAGGAACAUUCUAAGCUAAACUCAGAUGUUGCUAACAAAUCAGAGCUUGUGAAUGACAAUUUUGAAGAUAACAUGUCAGAUAUUCCACCUCCUCCUCGACCACCUUCACCAAGGGAACGAAGUGAACCCAAGUGCACCUGUCCCUCUGAGCUGAGAAAGGAAAGAGGUCGCUUGGAAGACCCACCAGAUGUCUUACCCCCAAGACUUCAUCCUCCUGUAGCUGAUACUCUGGCAUUUGUUAAAGCAAAAGAAGAGUUCAAACAACAGAUGAACUUCCAAGGAUUACUUUACAGUGAUUUUUCGGGUUUGGCAUCCACCAUUCCUUACUUUCACGUGAGUGAUGACUGCAGAGUGCUGUCGCCUGAUGGUCUGCACCUCAUAGUGUGUGUUCAUGGCCUGGAUGGUAACUCUGCUGACUUACGGCUCAUCAAGACCUACCUGGAAAUAGGCCUGCCAGGAGCCAACUUAGACUUUAUAAUGUCAGAACGUAAUCAGGGAGAUACAUUCUCAAACUUUGAAACGCUGACGGAAGGUCUAGUAACCGAAAUCAUGUGUCAUAUUGAGGCAUACAAUCUCAAUCCCAAACGCAUAUCCUUUGUUGGUCACUCACUAGGAAAUAUAAUCAUCCGAGGAGCUGUGUCUCACCCUCGCAUGAAGCCCUUUCUUCCAAGGCUCCAUACAUUCCUCUCACUCUCAGGCCCUCACUUGGGCACGCUGUACAACAACAGUGGUUUAGUCAAUAUGGGAAUGUGGUUCAUGCAGAAGUGGAAAAAGUCCGGCUCCCUCUUGCAGCUUUCCCUAAAGGAUCGAGUCGACAUCCGCCAAACUUUUCUAUAUAGACUUACUCAGCGGUCGCAGCUUCACCAUUUCCGCAACGUGUUGUUGUGUGGAUCAUCACAGGACAGAUACGUUCCCCUGCACUCAGCUAGAAUAGAACUGUGUCGGCAAGCUGUCAAGGAUAACUCAGUCAUGGGGUCUGCCUAUCGGGAAAUGGUGUCCAACCUGCUGCAGCCCAUCAUCAGCUCCCCGUCAGUCACUCUGGUUCGCUAUGAUAUUCACCAUGCCCUGCCCUCCACCGCCAACUCCCUUAUAGGUCGGGCUGCUCACAUUGCUGUCUUGGACUCGGAGCUUUUCAUUGAAAAAUUUUUACUUGUGACAGGGCUGAAGUACUUUAAAUAAUGCUUAGAUUUAUAAGGUAGUAUUUCAGGUACUGGUAUUUUCUAUAUUUAGGGAUUUAAACCCUUUCUGUAGACAACUUUGGUACAUAGGAUGUAAAAAUUGUACAUAUGGGAGUUUUACAUAGAACUGAACAAGCUUAAUACCUGGUACCUGUGUGAGCACUCUUGGUGUCUUCAUCAAGUGUAGGGGUGACGUGAACUGAAAAUGAAACCAUGAUACUUGGUAGAUAAUACUUGUGAUGUUAUUACUUGAGACAGAUUUUAAUGACUUUAUAUAUAUUUAAUGUUUGCAUAAAAUGUAGGUAAUUUGAUAUGUAUAUAUAUAUAUUCUGUGUAUUUUAAUUAAUUACAUAGGGCAUAUAUUUGAGUUUCACAUUUUGUAAAUAUAUCUGUAAGAGCUUGCUGUUUCAUAUUUUGCAAUUGAAUUAUUCAUAAAAAAUAUAGGAAUGAUUUAUAUCGAGUGUUUAUAAGCCAGUGUUUCAUUACUGUACCAGGUUGGCAUCUGAGAUGUGUGUGUGUCAUCUGUGCCAUAGGGGUCAGUGAGGUCAAGUAAUGACUUGUGCUCCAAAGCAGUGCAGAUUUUAUCAUCACUUCAUUUACAUGUAUAUAUUUUUUUAUUGUAAAUCUUUAGUGCUUGCUUAUGAUAAGAAGAUGUAGUUAAUUUGUUAUUCAAUUAUUGUUACUUGGUGACAGUGUCACUAGAUCACAAGACUACAUGUUCAUUGUACCUAUAAUUUAGUUGGUAUACAGUGAUAUUUCUCAUUACCAGAAUACUUAAUGCAGAUAUUGUUCAUUGUUUGUGAAUGGUUCCAUUCCACAUAGAUAUUAGUAAUGCAAUCAUGAAGAAUUCAAUACAUUUUUUAUAUAUACACAUAUUUAUCAUGGGGAGGAAUGAUUCAUUACCACUGUAUCCUCUUCCAUUUAUGCUUCUCCAUCUAAGGAAAGUACUGAAAGAUUAUUCCAGUUUAUUUUGAUAAUUAGAAAUUUGAUGUUUUGAAGGGAAAAUGCUUACCAAUAAACAUACUAAACAAGAAGCCAGGGAACCUACAAAGCAUUCUCUUCCUUUGUAGUAAGGCACCUUUAGUGAAGAUGUCACCCUCAGGACACAAGUGGCAUUAGAAUUGGCAAACUUUUAAUACUCUUUGUUUGAUCAAGUCAUAGGAAAGAUUCAAGGUUUAUACUCUAUCACCACUGGCCUUGAGUUUAUGAAUUGCUUAGUAGCAUUAUGAAACAUUACAACACUCUCUAGUGCACUUAAAACAUAUUGAGAUUAAAUGGAACAAAUAAUAAAACCAUGAUUUGCACAACAACAAGAAAAAGAUGAGAUCUUUCAAAAAUCAGUUUCUUUCUUUUAUUUUAUUAUAAAUUUGCAUUCUAGAAAUGUUGUAUUUAUAUUUGUAUUAUUAUGAAAUGGAAGGAAGAAGGAACUGGGUACCUGAGUAUGGACAUACAUAGAGCAUAUGAAUGUGUGCUGUAUAUACAUGCAUAAAUGUUCACAUCUAUAUCAUGGAAAUACAGCUGAACUACAAAAUUGGAGAUUUUGAAUUUUAAAACUAACAUAAUAUAUCCCAAAUUGACCCCCAAAAUAAGUGUUGAGUAUAACUGAAGGACAGAUGAGUUAAUGUGUAAUGUUGCCAUUCUGAGGGAAAUGCUUUGUAUGGUUGUAAGAAGCAGUUGACUUUUUUUUCAUGUUUAUUAAUUUAUUCAUUUUUCACAUUAUCUUUCUUCCACGUUCUUGCUCAAGUGAAGAAAACAAGCUAUAAAGAUCACUUGAUAAAAUCUAUCAUUGUAUUGACUUCAUCAGCAUCAUUAGAUGUUAGAUACAUGUAUGUUUAAUAUUAUGGCUAUGUGCAAGUAAUUUGUGUUAUGUGAUACAUAGCAAAAUUUAUUCUUAUAGUUAGAAAAAUUUUUGGUUUGGUCUAUUAAAAAACAAAUAGCAUAUUUUGGGGGUAAUUUUAACAAGAAGCUGCUUCAUUUACUGAAAUUUUUCAUUUGCCUUGUUAUUUCAACAGUCUUAGAUUUAUAUGUAUUUUCAUGUUGAGAGAUAUAAACAGAAACUUUUUUACUUUGGAAAAAUUGUCUUACAAGUCCAACUUAUAGUGUAAAAUUCCUUUCACUAAAAUGGCACUAUUUCCAACAAAGUGAUAUUUGACUACAGCUCUUGCAGCAGUGCAGUUUUUUAUCUUCAUGAAUGUGAAAUAAGUCUUAAACAGUUUCUAAUUUAUGAUUAUGAAAUCAAGGUCUACCAUUUAUUCUGGUAUUUAGAGAUAUCACUGUAUAUUAAUUUACUGUCAUGCAUAAUUUGUAAAAGUAAUGUUAAUACUCACUUCAUUAAUUAAGCUUUUACCAAGCUUCAUCUAGCCUUCCAAUCCCAAAUUUCUAACCAGCAGGUGGAGGUAGUGAUGCCUCAAAAAACCCUGAGGAAAGUGUGUAUGGAUGUUAAUAUGUAAUAUAGCUACUGUUACAGAGUGAGUGUAGGUGAUAUAAAAGAUUGGGGAUCAUGGGAGAGAUUAGAGAAAAAAUUUAAAACAGAUGCUUCAAAAAUUAAAUUAAAAUUUAAUGUGUAUAAAAUUCUUAAGGUAGAAAUUGUUUCAUCUGGUUUUGUUCUGCAUAAAUGGAUGUUGAACAUGAAAAGUGAGUAAUUUGGUAGGCUUUUAAUCUUUGUAGUAAUAUGGGCUUAGUAAUUACAGUGUUAAAUGAAGGUGCUAGCGUAGGUGUGUGGUAGCUAAAAUUAACAUGAAAAUGUUCUACAGGGUCCCUGCUAUUGUAGGAAUUUAUGUGAUGUUGACAGAGGCAAAAAAAAAAAUGCAUUGCCACCUCUCCCCUCCCACCAUGCACUGUUUAUUUAUUUAUUUUUUCAUGGAGUGGUUUUUACUUAUCUUUUGUAUUAAUCAUAUUCACAAGUUGAGUGGUGGAGGGGGACAAGCAAAGUCCUUGUUCACAUAAGUUUAUAUAUAGAUAUGGAAUAUGAAGUUUAGGUGUGUGUGGUCAUUUAUUUAUGUAUUCAUUCACUGAUUUCAUGUGCAGAGAUUACAAAGAACUAGAUUUCAGUAUUAGUGUGGCCAACUCUGAGCAAACCAAAUGUGAGUACAGGUUAUUGAGCUUAUCAAGAUUGAUCAAACCGUAAAUUUGAGUCAAUGAAAAAAAAAUCAGGGAAGAAAUAUGUUGAAUCAGAAAGCAAGUUAUGAAAGUUGUACCUCAGACUGUUAAAUAUAUAGUCAUAAAGCUUGCGUGGUUGGUAGUCAGUGUAGAUAGUUGUGAGAGAUGAGUGGAGUACAAUGAAGUGUUUAAUAUUUUUGUAAUAUGUAUAUUGGUAGAGAAAAUUGUUCACUUGAGUUUUAAAAUGUGAAAUAUGUACUGGUAGCAUAGAGAAAAGCAUCAAAGCCUUGUGUAGGCGUGAAUGUGUGUGUGUGUGUGUGUGUGUGUGUGUGUGUGUGUGUAUGUGUUUGAAUGUGUGUGUAUGUGUUUGAAUGUGUGUGUGUGUGUGUGUGUUACCCCAUUGCUGGAAAGAUUUGUUUUGAAUUAUUUUUUGUGAAGUCCUAAGUGAAUAUUGUACUGCUAUUAUUUGUAUGAGCAGCAACAGGUUAAAGUGCCACUAUACCAACUUCCAAGUUUUACAGUAUUAUAACAUCCAGGGAGUGGAGUUGGAAUAUGGUAUUGUAUACCAAUUCACUUUUGAUCCCAGUAGUGUUAAAAGUUUUCCAGUUCACUACGUAUAGUGAAUCUCAGUGUUUCCUUAUUCCAGCACAACAAACCUUAAGCCAAAGAUUCUCUGUCGUUUAAUGUGACAUGUGUUUUUUCCAUUAAUCUGAGUUGCAGUAAAUAUUUCUUUUUUUUAUACAGUCACAUGAGCUGACAAGAGGUGUUCAUAGAUCAAGAUGGGCAUCAUACGGGAGCAACUCAUUGUCUCAGGCCUUCCACAGGAAGACUAUGUAAAUGGUUUAUAUUUUACAUGUAUUUUAAAAACUAACAUCAAAUUACUCCAUUUACUUUAUUGCAACCCAUUGCUCAAUACAAAGGUAUUUAACAUUUACUUGUGAAUACGUAACUCAGUGUUAAUUCAUCAAUUUUGUGGUAGAAACUAAUAAUGAUAUAGCUUUACUAUUUAUUAUCUGACUUUUGGAGCAAUAAUGAUUGCUUGUUUUAAAUUCCUUUUAAAAAUAAAUAAUCUUAUGUACACUGCCAAUUAGGUGUAGGCCAGUGCAAGCCAAGUAUUGAAGGUUCAUUUAGCAGCUCCUCGUAAAUCUCCCAAUUGGUUUUGUUUGGACUAGCAAAUUGAACCAAACUGUGAUGUUGUCAAGCAUAGGUAAGACUGUCAAAACACUUUCAAUGAAACCAACAUGUUUUAAUAAGAACCUCUUUCUCAUUACAUGUUACAUUUGGAAAAUAACAGUUGACAAAGUACGCUGAUGCAGCUUGUCAGAAGCUGCUUCAUAAUAUAAUUGUCCCAGUCUGUGGACAUAAAGUACCGUCAGUCAUGUGCACUAAAAUUCCCAAGCUGCACCCAUGGUCCUUUACAACAACAGAAUUCAGCAAUUACUACAAUAUUAUUAUUCUUAUUGUUAUUAUCAUUAUUAUUAUUAUCAUUAUUUAUUCAUUUAUUUUUUUUUGUAUGUGUGUGGGGGUGCCUACCUAGCACAAGCCAGUGGAGUAGGAGUGCAUCAGGCACAUGUACGUUUACAAGUUCCCAAGUCAGCCCAUCACAUCAAGCAGAUGUACAAAACUCUCUAGUCAUGACCUCACUGCAAUAACACAAAUGGUUGUGGUGGGAGGUGGAGGCUUGGUGGUGAGGAUGAGUGAUAACUUGACUGAUCACCCCACAAUGGUGGGGCUCAACCCUUCCAUGUGUCUCCCUCAAAUUUCACUCAAAUUGUGAUAUUCACAAUAAAGUUUCCUAUUGA
Messenger RNA from Portunus trituberculatus (swimming crab), 11092 nucleotides. RefSeq lists its product as uncharacterized. NCBI's taxonomy places the organism in Eukaryota, Metazoa, Arthropoda, Malacostraca, Decapoda, Portunidae. The coding region runs from base 1042 to 6192 and encodes 1716 amino acids. The transcript has 17 exons. The record is from RefSeq and is a predicted model, not a curated record.